UCGCCCUGCGGCGCUGCCGGGCGCGGCUCCUUGGCUCAGCGCCGCGGGUCCCGCCUGCCCGGUACGCGGCGCUGGGCUUUCCCGGCCUCCCGCCGCACCGCACCGCACCGCAGCCCCAUGUCCGCGCUCCCCCCCGGCGCCGACAUCAAGAGGGCUCUGGAGAACAGCCCCGAGACCAACAUCGAGGAUGAGCUGCCCGACGAGCCGCCGCAGCCGCGGCCCAAGAGCUACCUGGUCCUCAGCAUCCUCUCAUGCUUCUGUCCCGCCUAUCCCAUCAACAUCGUCGGCUUCGUCUUCGCCGUCAUGGCUUUAAACAGUUAUAACCAAGGAGAUAUCGAAGGCUCAAAAAGACUGGGUCGCAAUGCCCUCUGGGUUGCUGUUGCGUCUAUCAUCAUCGGCCUUGUCGUCGGAGUCUAUUGUGCAGUUCAUUUCACAACGUAUGCUAUAUGAAGACCAGGAAUGCACGUGGAGGAUAUCAUCAUGUAAACCUCAGGAGGGGAAAAAAGAAGAGAAGGAAACCAUUCCAGACUGUUAGAUUUGACCCUACAAGUCUGCAGAGGCAUGUUGCUGGUGGAUGAACUGAUAGUCCAGCUAGUUAAUCAGCAUGACGUGACCAGGUUUUCCAAUUAUUUAUUUAUAAGAAAUCUCAGUAUAAAGCAGCAUUUUCUCUUUUACCCAAAUGUAUAAUGAGAUCUUGCCCUAACAACUCCCUUUUCUUUCUCAUUUACAUGGAAUGUAUGCUGGAUCCAUGAUGUUCCCUGGCUGACCCUAGCCAGACAAAGCCAACGUAUCUUGACUGUUUAUAGUGCACAAUGUAAGAUCUGAUGCACAGCCCACUGAAGCAGGUAAAAGAAUUCCUAUUGUCUUUAGUGGGUUUUGGAUCAGGUCAUUAAGGAUUUUUUCAUUACUUUAAAAUAGUCUCAACGUACCACAGGCACAACCAUGGGUUUGUGAUUUGAUCCUGCUGUGAGAUUUUAUAGUGCCUGGGCGUACUCUGACUCAGCGGCUGCUUUCUUCUGUCAUCCUCAGCUUUUAGGUCUUUACCUUGGAUUUUUAACCACCUGGGACCGAUUCAAUCACUUGAUUAUUAAGAGACACUCUUCUUCCAUAGCACCCAUAUUGUAUUUCAUGAUUCAGUUUUGUUUUGUUGUCUUUCAUUGUUGAACUCCCUUGACUUAGCUCCAGUCCUGCAUUAAAGUUGCACUUGAUCCUAUUUUCAUCUUUAAACUUCACGUAUGUAAAAAGCUCCUAUUUUUUUUAUCUGACAAAAGAUCUGUUUAAAUAGAUGUUCUUCAUCCCUUUGUUAUUGUUCCUUUGGCAAAUCACAUUAUUUCAUUGUGUUCUGCUUUGUUCAUGUCUUUUCCCUUUAGUUCAUCCUCUCAUCUUGCUAUGAAUAGUCUAUAUAUCAAUGCAGUUAGAGAUGGACAGACUUUUGGACCCUUACACUCUUGGUGAUCCUAAGAUAUUACUUAGUGAAAAGCCUUAGGUUACAGAAUUGAUGGCCUCUGAGUUACUGCAGUUUCUUGAUACCUUAGGAAAACUCAGCAUGGGACAUCUGUUUUUUAUUUGCUGGAAGCUGUUUCAAGGAAUAUAUUCAUUUUGUCACACAAAUAUACCAUGUUAAAAGGAGUAACCUCUGGUAAGCAUUAAGAUAUGGCUACAUCUUCAGUGGUUGUUGCUCCAUUUGCUUUAAUUGUUACUACAUCUUCAAGCAAGCUAUACCAGCUUACACCUCCUGUUCUUGCACUAACAUAACUCUGGACUGACUACCCAGAAACACAUGGGAGUUUUUCAGGUGCAAGUAAGAAAAGAAUCAUGCCCGGCAGGAGUACAACUACCUGUUUAAAAAGAAACAAUCUCCUAGAAACCUUUAUCUGUUACAGCAUAUGCCUGGAUGUAGCAUGUAUUUUCUGUGCCUUGAUAUUAUUCUUUCAAUGUGCUUUUUUUGCUUUUCUUUCUGUUUUUCAUUGAAGUCAGUGAUGCAUUGCCUGUCCUUAAUGACUCCAGUGUAAAACUUCCCAGAUACUGGUGAAAUCAGUUGAUUUUUUUCAGCAUUUACACUGAUUGGAUUUACCCACAUGGUAAUCUUGCCACUGAUUUUGAUGAUCCCAAGAACUGGCUGUUUUGUGAACUCCUUUUUGUUUUUGAAUACUAUUUCAAUGGUCUGAGAUGUCUUGUGGGACUUUUAGUAGUUUGCCUUAUUAUCAGAUAUGAUAGAACUGCAAUUGAGAUGUGGAAUAAAAUUACUUUUAAUUCAUG
Molecule: messenger RNA, 2259 nt
Organism: Pezoporus occidentalis (night parrot)
Lineage: Eukaryota; Metazoa; Chordata; Aves; Psittaciformes; Psittacidae
Gene: TMEM233
Product: transmembrane protein 233
Exons: 3
Coding region: 118-450 (110 amino acids)
Cellular component (GO): membrane
Source: RefSeq, a predicted model, not a curated record